AUUGAUAUUCUUGCUAGCCAGUCAUGCCGCUAGAGCACAUAGUACGCCCAAGAUCCAUUGUGACCCAGCCAGCCAGCCAUGGGUAGUCAGGAGCUCCAAACAGGAGAUUGGCAUCGCAAGGAGCGCGUAGCACUUAAGGACUACAAGACGGGGUCGGAUGAUGAAUCCGAAUGAGCCAAGCGGAGUAGAAAGAAGAGGAAAAUAUCCCGGGAGGAAACUGGCGAUGGGGUCCGCGAGUACCGGAAAGCACACAAGCUGUCGGUGAAAGUGGGCGACGACCGGAAAGGCGAUGAGGAGACAUUGGAGUCGGAUGGUGCUGCUGGGGAACCAUACGCAGCCAACGUGCCUGGCGGGCUUUGAAGCCCGCCUAAAAUGAAAGGGAGUUGCGAAAAAUCUAUCGGGGAUCUCGUCACAAAUACAGAUCCCCUGGAGGCUGGUCCGCCAGAUAAGCGGCCCAAAACGGAGACGAAGAAAGAAUGCGCAGCGCGAGAGCGAGCUGAGCGGAAAGCGGCCAAGUAGUCCUCGGCGGCUGCAGAGAAGGCUGCUGAGGUGGAGGCCCAUACCCAGAACAACACGCCUGACAUGCCCGCCACACUGCACCCCACCUCUGGCGUAGCGGUUGCAAUGGAGGGGCCUGGCCUUCUUGGUGCCACCACGGAAUAGGUCGUUGGUGCUGACGCGGCACCGGUGGCGGACAAUCGUCCUAUCACGGCGGCUACCGAGGCAGACACCGGGGCAUGGGCGAUUCCGGAACCAGCGGCAGUCAUUACCGCUGUCGCGGGUCCGCCGAUGGCAAAAGCGGCGGUGUGCAACGGCCAAGGCACAGCAGCCACCAAGCUGGAGCAGCACGGCAAAAACCUGGCAGGGGGGGGAGGUGAGGGUGGGCCAAGCAAGGCGGCGGAGCCGGAGCUCGCUCAACCUCCCCCCCCCCACGCAAACGGCACCAGCCAUGAAGACACCGGGUCGCGAGGAAGUCCGCACCACGGCCUGCGCGUGUGACGUCCCAAAGGAAGAUCGGCGGAACGGUGACACUGGGGGCUGGGACCGGCGUGAUGGUGAUAGCCGUCGGCCAAGAGGCGAUGACUACGAUGCGUCUUGCGGUCAUGGCGGCACGGAUCCUGACCCGAAAGAAGAAGAAGCGCAAGGUCAGGCACCAGUCCAGCGACGAGUCCGCUUCCUCCUCCUCCUCCGACAGCUCCAACUCCGGGGAGACUUCGACUUUGGAGUCCAACUACUCAAGCCAGAAGGCUGAAAGCAGCGAGCAAGUGUCGCUCGAGAGUGAGUCGGACGGCGGGCGGCACCGACACAGGCACCACCGCAAGGACCGGCACAGCGCACGCGACCAUCGUGAAAGGAGAAGAGGCAGGGGGGAGGGGGGCAGGAGGAAGAAGAGGGGGAGCCCGUUGAAGCUUGUCAGUGACCCCACGCGGGGGCAGGGGAGAGGGGACAUGGGUGGCCGGCACAAGGCCCCGGUGGCCAAGAAGACCACCACUCCAUACAAAUGUUGGGACGACGCAUCCUACAGUGGCUCAGCCUCGGAGGGUCCGCUGCUUGUUCGGCUCAAGGACAAGAAGAAGGUGGUGUUCGGGGCAUAUGGUCACCCAAAGGAGGAGGCGGCAGAGGAUGAUGGGGAUAGGCCCAAGAGAGGCAGGAGACAGGCGGACAACGCGGAGGACGAUGGUUUUGGCGCACCAGCAGCGAGGAUGGCAUACAAAACCGGGCGGGAGCUGCGCUUUGAGAAAACGACAAAAGAGACCCCCCCUCACGAAGAAAUGGAGCGCCCCUAGCUUACCAGUGGGAAGAGGAGAUCUGACCACGACCGCAACACUCCAACGACCCUGCGAGAUGGCGACGACACCUUGGGCGGCAUCCGUCCAUUCACGCCCCUCCCACCCAUUGCACUUGUCGCAAGGGCCACCUCACAACACCGGCAGGCGGGGAGGGUGGCGCGCCAGACCCAAGAGUAUGGGGGAUGCCCCCCCAUGGAGGAGAGGACCGAGCCCAUGCCGCGCCAGGCAGGCUUUGUUCCUCAUCAGGCGGGGAGUGUGGAUGGGAUGGCAUGGCGGGGCCUCAUCUUGGAGUCGGUGGCACGUGCUACAAGCGGGCUGCGCCCGGCUGCGCCCGAAGCUGCGGGGUCUGCCGAUGAUGCUGAGGCUAAAUGGCGUCGGACAAUGGGAGACGACCGUAACGCUGGCAAUCUCACUUGGGAUUCCCUUGCACGCAUGAAGGAGAUGUCUUCAGACCUGUCCGCCACCCGCAUGUUCACACUUCUCCGCGACGCGGCUAUGGAGGUUGUGUAGCUGAGGAGGUCCGGGGUGCAACACCUCCCGCGUUUGGGUUCGGCCUCCAGCGACCAAGACGAGGCGGGCGGCGAGAGUGUGGGGGGUAACCGCCCACAACUAGGGAGGCGUGGCAUGCACCCCUUGAAGCUCAUUCCUAUGGCGCCCACACCAUCCUAUCUCUACGGUCGCUAGUCGCGACGCUGCCUGCCCACCCGCGCGGAUGGUUCAGCAGCCUCGCUCCUGGCCUACCCUACCCCUCUGUCCACCCCCCCACACCCUCCCACCUUCCCACCGCCUCCCCAAUCCACCUUUUUGCCUGUCCUCGGGAGAGUCUCUCAGACCCCACAUACCCAGCGCCCCUCUAUACCCCUAAGUACAUAAAGUAUUUUUCACGGU
Molecule: messenger RNA, 2678 nt
Organism: Closterium sp. NIES-67
Lineage: Eukaryota; Viridiplantae; Streptophyta; Zygnematophyceae; Desmidiales; Closteriaceae
Source: the annotation of a GenBank genome assembly